UACUAUUUGUUAUUAGGAUUACUUAAGUUCCCUGUCGUGUACCGGUAGAGUUUUGUACAAGAUGUCCUUUUCCAUCUCUCAAGAGUCUUUGUUAAUUCAGCUUUAUUUUACUUAGUACAAUGUACAAUACGAGCAUGUCACAAAAGUUAUCUUUCCGCGUUUCUUAUCUUUUAAGAAUGAAAAGUGAAUUUCUGUAUGAGAUAACUAUUCCUACGUUGAGUUUGGUACAAAAACAGCCGCAGCGUCGCAAACACCGCAGUCGUUCGAAACCAAUCAUACUCAGAGCACCUAAAACGGGCAUCAUGUCGGACAAUGAUCACGUUUUACAAGAACUGUUGGAGACAAUCGCGGCAGAGCACGGUUACAAGAACUGCGAUAUGAAACUUCAAUCAUAUUCUACGGAAGGAGCUAACUACACUUCUCAAUUGUACAAUGUAUCUCUCACCGCACCUGGCAAAGACGACCUAAAGCUUUUUGCUAAAGUAGCCUCCGUUAACGAGGAGGUACGUUUACAAUCGCCAUUCAAUAUGUUUGAGACCGAAAUGUUCUUCUAUACGAGCUUGUUAAAGCAAUAUCAAGAAUUGGAAGAGAAACACAAAGUUCCAGAGGAACACCGGCUGGCGACUGUCAAGUUUUAUGGCUGCAAAAAGGAAUUUUUAAAAGAAAUACUCGUCUUUGAAGAUGUAACUUCUAAAGGUUUUGGGACAUUCCAGAGACAUCAGCUAAUUGACUGGGAGUACGCGUCAACAGCGAUUCGGGAACUGGCUAAAUUUCACGCUUUAUCCAUUGCACUACACCAACAGAAGCCGCUAGAGUUCGAGGAUAUCACAAAAAAAUUUACUCUUGAUAGAAAGAAACUAGAAGGCAUGAAACCAAUGAUGGACGCUGCGACUAAAAUGUUACUUGAAAUUGUAAAAGAAGAGAACAAAGACAGGGUAAAGGCUUUCAUGGAUAAAGCUCAAGAUUUUCCAGUCGAUCACUUCAACAGACCUAUGCACCAGCCGGUGAUUGCGCAUGGAGAUUUUAGAACGAGUAACUUCAUGCAUAGAGUACAAGGGGAUGGUAAAUUGGAGCUAGUGGUUCUGGAUUACCAGAUUCUUAACGUAUCCAACUCAGUCAUCGACCUGAUGUACUUCAUAUUCAGCGGCUCUGAUGAGGAGUUCCGCGGGAAGCAUUAUCACCAACUGCUCGACUACUACCACGCAGAGUUAUCCGCCUCUCUCGACAGGCUAGGUGUCGACUCUCUCACUACUUACCCCAAAAAGGAUUUUGAUUCCGAUGUUAAAGAGAUCGAGCCAUACGGGUUAAUCGUGAGCAUGAUGACGGUGCCCCUGAUGACUGUAUCGGCGGAGGACGCGCCCAGUCUGGAGUCAGGCAGCUUUGGCGACAUCCUGGUGCGUCCCGGCACCGUCGCCGUCGAAAGGAUCAACGGUAUCGUUAACGACUACAUUAAGUUGGGAGUGUUAUAGACUAUUUUGUACAAUAAAGAUAUAUUUUUAAA
This is a messenger RNA of Papilio polytes (common Mormon), 1501 nucleotides long. RefSeq lists its product as uncharacterized. The record is from RefSeq and is a predicted model, not a curated record. The transcript is spliced from 3 exons. NCBI's taxonomy places the organism in Eukaryota, Metazoa, Arthropoda, Insecta, Lepidoptera, Papilionidae. Bases 120 to 1469 code for a protein of 449 amino acids.